CGCGCAUACGAACGGACGAUCAGUCACUAAAAAGCACUUCUGAACCUCGGUUGUGUUGAGUGAGCACUGCAGUAUAAACGGUGAUUAGUAAAACUGUGAUUAUCUACUGACUGAAAUUUUACUCUGUAGGUACACAGAAAGUUGAUAUUGUUAAUAGUCCGGUAUAAAAAUGUAAGCCAAUGUGAAAAGUAAUUUGUUUUUUUUUUUUUUUUGUUAAUUUUGUUUCGAUAAACUCGCUUCGAAGAAUUCAUAUCUCACCAAUUUCCCAGAAAUUAUAACAUUCACGCGACUGCGUCGUAAGCAAGUUCAUUAAACAACUUUUCCUUAUACAAGUAUUAUACAAAACUUUAUAGAAUAACAAGUGAUUAAAAGUGAGGAAAGAGUAAAGCGAUAUUUACGCGCCGCAUGUUUUGCAACUCGUGUAACGUCAUUUUUCAGUAUCAAUACUGAUGUUCGUAUCGUCGGUUCAACUGCAGUGAUUUCCAAAAAAGUAGAACUGCGCCUUUCGACGAACGUCGUAUAAUUUUGUAAAAAAUUAAUUUACGGGCAACGUAGCAAACAUGAUUCAAAUUCUGAACGAUACGUUUUUAGUGUUAAUGUACACUGCAAAUAUCAUGAGCACACUUCCCAAUGAAACGGAGGUGACAAAUGUAACUAAUUUGUCAGUAGAAAACGACGUGGCGAAAAUAAACGUGUCUAAGCAAGAGCACAACGAAUUCGAGUUAUUAGACGACUGGUACAUGUGGCGUUGCUACCAGCCAUUCGGCUGUUUCUACAUCGGAGAACCAUGGUACGGCGAGAACAGACCAGUGGUGGACUUUCCGAUGCGCCCGGACAAAAUCGGCCCAGGGUAUAUCCUGUACACUCGAAAUACGAUGGACAAUCCCGAAUCGCUGAAGAUCGACCAAAACGCCACAAUCAAAAACGCUCACAUCCGUCCCAACGGGAACGUUUACUUCAUCAUCCACGGAUACCUUGAGAAUGGAGACAAAACCUGGGUCCUGAGAAUGACUAAGGAACUGCUCCACCGUGAGGACUGCAACGUGGUGGUCGUCAACUGGCUCACAGGUGCUGGUCCACCGUACACUCAGGCUGUUGCGAAUACCCGAUUGGUAGGAGCGAUGACUGCUCGUCUUGCGGCCCAGUUCAUCAACAUUGGAGGCUUCGAACCCUCCCGGGUCCACGUCAUCGGACACAGUCUCGGCGCCCACACCGCCGGCUACGUUGGAUACCACCUGCGGGUUCGAUAUGGCCUUAAUCUCGGCAGGAUAACUGGUCUGGACCCGGCGGAACCGCACUUCAGCAACACCUCGCCGAUGGUUCGUUUGGACCCAACAGACGCCGACUUCGUUGCAGUGAUUCACACCGAUUGCAACCCUUUCAUUAGCGGCGGUCUUGGUAUCACCCAGCCGGUUGGCCACAUCGAUUUCUACCCUAAUGAUGGCCGGAAUCAACCUGGAUGCAACGAAGGAGUCCUCGACGCGAUAACUCUUGAACGUGGAAGCUUCGUCAGAGGCAUCAGAAGGUUCCUCGGCUGCAACCACAUCCGAAGCUACGAGUACUUCAUUGAAAGCAUUAACACCGCUUGUCCGUUUCUUGCCGUUCCCUGUUCGUCCUGGACCCGGUUCCAGGAGGGUGGCUGUUUCGAUUGCGUAAAUCAGUACUGCCCACGAUUCGGGUUCGACGCACAAAGAGGAAACUACCACGCAUCGACCUACCUAAUGACCGCAGGAUCAAAGCCUUUCUGCAGAGGACACUACAGGGUAAAAAUCAACAUCUCGAAGACGGCAGAAAGUAUGAACCACGGUGGUGAAGUGGGAAUCUUUGUCCUGCGAGUGAUCGGGGACAACGGCAAACAGACUGAGAAAAUGCGUUUCAGCGAAGACUCGAAGUACUAUGGACCGGGAACCACCCACACGAUUGUCCUCCCAGGGGAAGUUGUCGGUAAGCCGAAAGCCGUUGAAGUCACUUGGGAGUAUCAGACUACGUUCAACCCUCUCACUUGGCGUCUCAUCACCAAACCGAUGGUUUAUCUCGACUCCGUCGUCGUUGACAGCCUGGAAUCCAAUAGCGGGAUAAAAGUCUGCACGGAUGAGUCGAAGACUUUGAUAGCCAACGAACCGAAGUUUCUAACCGUGGAGAACUGCAAUCCAGUGUUGGCAAACAUCGUGACGACGUAGGAUACAAGACUCUCCUACCGGCAUCGAGGUCUCAACGUGAUCUCAGCGACCGUUCAAUCGCCAUGAUUAUUAUACUUUCAGAUACAAUCGGAAGUACGGAUUGACGGACGAAUGUCUCCUCAUCUCAUCAAAGGCAUACGUACAUCAUCAUUUUAGGCAAUAAGAAAGUCUUUCACGGUCCAACCCAUCGCUCGGCUUUUUUUAAAACAUGACUACUGCCAAAGCCUUAAUCGUCGUGUUCUUUUUCAAAAAUUGUAUAUAUACAGCAGCGUGCUUGGGGUUGGGCUAAAGUUUAUUAACACUAUCAAUGCAAGCUUACGUCGACUUAAGAGAUAUAAGACGGAAUGAGAGAAACGAAGGACGAGAGACUCGCUGCAUUACUCUUAUAGUAUCAAAGUCCUUUCACUCCGGUUACACCUGUGCUGAAUGCAUUUCUAGUUCACCUGAUGCACAGCUUCAGACGUGGACUUUACCCAGGACUUUCAUAUAACUCAAUCAAUUUUCGUUUUACAGUAAUUACAGUGAUCGUUAAAAGUUUCACGCCCCUCAUUUACUGAAAUAUCUAUAGCUAUAUUCGUAUUGAAAGUAUAUGUAAUGAUGUACUUGACAGUUACUAAUAAGCGUCUCAAUCGUCACGUAGAAUAAUUAACUGUAAAAUAAUAUAUAUAACUGUACAUACGUAAAUACUUUUCACUAUUGUUUUGUUAGCAUAAAGCACGAUACGACAAGUUCACACGUCUACGGUAAAUCGGUAUUAUUAGAGUUUUUUAUUCUUCUAUUAUUCGUUGUUUGUCGUCGUUGUCGUUUAUGAUUUCCACAAUAAGUGUACUUGUAAUUUUUAUUUUACUCUUUUCUUCUACAAUAAACGUUGAAUAAAAUUGCAGA
Messenger RNA from Diprion similis, 3065 nucleotides. RefSeq names its product pancreatic lipase-related protein 2-like. The coding region runs from base 561 to 2180 and encodes 539 amino acids. Gene Ontology annotation, molecular function: triacylglycerol lipase activity. Gene Ontology annotation, biological process: lipid metabolic process. The transcript is spliced from 7 exons. Lineage: Eukaryota; Metazoa; Arthropoda; Insecta; Hymenoptera; Diprionidae. The record is from RefSeq and is a predicted model, not a curated record.